Messenger RNA from Eremomyces bilateralis CBS 781.70, 588 nucleotides. RefSeq lists its product as uncharacterized. The record is from RefSeq and is a predicted model, not a curated record. The coding region runs from base 1 to 588 and encodes 195 amino acids. The transcript has a single exon. NCBI's taxonomy places the organism in Eukaryota, Fungi, Ascomycota, Dothideomycetes, Eremomycetales, Eremomycetaceae.
AUGAGCGAAUAUCAUACUAGUCCUGGUCAGCCACCGCCUCUUGGAAACCGCUGGGUGAAGCGAUUCCUCGACCGUCAUCCAGAUAUAUUGGCAAAGAAACAGCGGAUGCGAGAUCUGAAGCGAAGGAACGCAGAGAACGUACAGGAUAAUACCGACUGGUUUUCCGCAUUUCAUGAGGUCUGCACAGAGAAUCAGAUCCCCGACGAAACCGAAACUGCCCGUCCGGUUACGCCUCCACCUCCAACCGAUAUCAUUUUCACCACGCCAAAAACAGUACGAGGGACACAGCGAUUGGUGGAUCAUAUACAGGAGGAGAUAUUGAAGGUGGCGGACGUUCCAGCCGACCUGGUCGCCCGCAUCAAUCAGCUCAAUCACGGCGCGCAGACACAGGCCUUGGAGGCGAAAAAGGCCAUGCUAGACCUUCACGAAUCAGACCUCGCAAAACGCAUGCGUAAGCUCAAUGAUAACGUGUCACGACGACACGUUUUCAGCGGUGGUCUAUUAUCAAUUGAGGAAUGUCGUCAUAUCGUCGACAAUAGGGAGACAGAGCGUCUGGAAAAGGAAAAACAGAAGGAGGAACGGGAAUAA